GUGUCCACGGCCACCGCUCCUGCGCCCCUGCCGGCGCGGCUGGCCGUUUCCUGUGCCUGGCUGCACAUUUUUUUGUUUUCAGACUUCUCCUUUAAUGCAUGGAAUUCGUCAAAUCAUCUACAAAAAGAUCUACAUGUAUGUCUAAUAUUGCAUAGAAAAUGAAUACCAAGGAGAAGAAGGUGCUUCGUUUCCUUGAUGAUAACUCCAUUAUAUCAGUGGAGGAUAAGAGCUCAAUUCCUUUUGAUGAGAUUACUUUGAGAUCUUCCAUAGGGUCUCCCAUUGCAGCUUCAUCUGUUGCACGACCAUUUCUGCCCCUUCCACACAGAGAUGGACAGGAUCUAGAGGAUUCACAUGCACAGCUAUUCCGUCAGCUAUCCAACACUAUGAAAGGAGCUGCCGCUUCACAAGAGAAUGGGGAUGCAGUGCCUGAUUCUGCUAGGUCAAGGGUCAGCUUUGCCCCUUCAGAUAUGACUGAUACAUCAUUGGGUAUCCUCAAUCUUGAUGACCUUGCUUCCGGUCUUGAGGAGUUAGACGAUGACUUUAUGGACCUCUCACAGGAUCUCCAGUCCCCUCGCUCUGGUACGGGAGACGGGGAAGAGAUGGCAACCCCGCAGCCUGCCUUUCCACCGUCGUCUCACCCCAGGGAUGGUAACAUGAGUGGUAUGAUGGUGGGUACUUCACAGCCCCCCUUCCCAUCGUCUGACCCCGGUAACAGGUCUACUAUGAUGGUUUCGCAGAUGAGUGCGCCCUCUAUCAUGUUCUAUGAUAGCCAAGAGGACCAGGAGGAUGACGAUAAAGGCAUUGCCAGUGAUUUCUCAGACGGACAACCGACUCCAGUACCUGCCCAUGCUAUGAGAUCAAGAACGCAGGGGAGUGAAGGUGGAAGAAGCAGUGAGAUUGACACCGAAGAUGAGAUUAAUGCUGUAAGACAGGAAAAUGCCCAAACGAGGUUGUAUGCACCCGAUCCUUCUGAUCGGCUAGGAGUAGGAGAGAGCAGAGAUGACGAUGAUGAUGAGAGGAAUCAACGAUUCAAUGGUUCAAGAGAUAUGUUGUUAGACAAUCAGGUUUCCAGACUUCAGCUGGAUGGUGGAAGCUCGGAAGAUGACAAUCAGAGGAUUCCAAUUACAGAACCGAGGCAAUCUGCUGAAGGGGAGGUGGUUAUCUUAGAUCCUGGAGACGGUGGUGGAGGGGGUGAUGGUAUGAGUGAUGGAGAGACCACAAGCUCUGGACUACCCGAUGCACCGGUCACCUUUGGUCAGUCUACCCUCAUGGCAUUCCAAGGACAAGGAGCGAAUAGAAGCAGUAGAGACUGGACAAUGACCAGUGGGAUUGGGGCUGUAGAUCCUCCUGCUGUGGUUCGACGGUUUCCUGAUGCUGAUGAAGAUGCCGAUGAUGAGGAUGAUGAUGACGAUAAUGGUGCCCCACACAUGGAAAUCUUUUCAGGUCAGUCAAGAAUACAGCCGAUUGGAGAGACAGACAUCUGGCAGAAAGGAGCAGGAUCAAUGAACUUUAGUAGCAAGGCAUCCUUCCCGCGGGAUAGUUCAACAAACUUUGAUAAGAGAUUCAAUGAGGAUUUUAGUGGAGCUUCAAACAUGAAUGGAGUUGGAGCUUCCAUGUUUGGAGAUGGCGUUCAGAAUCCCUUUGAUAGUGGUCCACUUCCAGACCAGAAUGGUCUUCCAAUGACAGAUUUGGGAUUUGGUAGUGGAGAGGAAUUUAUUGCUGAAGAUGAUGCCAUGGCUAUGAUAGACAAGGAUCAAGAAGAAUGUGAAAGAGAGAACAUUUUUAGACAGGAUGAGACCAUGUCACAUGACCUGGGAGACGAUGUGCAAUCAGGAUGGGAGCUACCAAACGGUGGUCACAUGACACUGCGCCAGUCCAUUUCCCAGUCGGCUGCUGUGGCGUGGGAUGAUGAGAAGUCCUACAACCAUUCUGCCGAGAUGCUGUUUGCAAUGAGAUCGGAAGCACUCGGUUCUCUUUCUGGGAAUGGUGGUGGGGACAAGCCUCACUUUGGAGAUGGCACCAUCAUCUCACCUCCACCUGUCCCUGCCUAUCCCCUGAUCAAUAGAUCAAUGAUUCUCAGUCACCAUGAUGAGGAGGACAUCUUUCCAGCAUCUCAAAGAGAAGCAGGAGUUGGACAAAAUACCCUUGAUGCGUCCAGAUCUUCUCAGAGCCUGCACACACCUUAUGUAGCAGGAGAAUCAUCUAAUGGAACUGGUGGACACAGAUUUGGUCAAGAAAUAAGGCAGGAGGAAAAACCGGGCAACAGGUCCGGAGUGUACGUUCCAACCAAGACCUUGUCAUUUCCAUUUGGCCAGAAGAAGACUGAGAAGAUGGAGAAAGUAGAUGAGAGUGUUUCUGAAUCUCUGGUCGAUGAUCUCCCUGAAGGAUACCAGACACCCCCAAUGGACCUGAGCAUGCUGACUGCCGCCAUUGCUCAGCACAGUGCAACAGAUUCACAGCAACUUGCUAAGCUCAUCCUUUCUGCUUCCAACAAGAUGCAUGCUUUUAAAGAAAAAGCACAAAGGAAAGCAACCAAAGAGGAUGGAGUCAAGACAAGGCUUUCUAAGACUAGAAAAGUUGAUUCUUUGGGUCCCAGACUUGGAGAAACAAAAACGAAUGAACAACCCGAUACAACCAGUCAAUCGAGAGAAACUGCCGGUAAUAAAGCCUACAGGGAGAAUGAUGAGCAUUUGAACCCUUCAAGUAUGAAUAUUAGACCAAAGUUAUCGGGAUAUAUAGAUUUGAGUGAGCGAAUGUCUUUGGAUGGUUCAGGUGGAUCCGGAGAACAGAGCAGAAGUUCUAUUUCAUCUCGAGGGUCAAAGGAAAUAGAUGAACAUCAAUCGAUGGACAGAAAUAGAGAUUCUUAUGAAAAGUGCAAUAGAUCAUUAUCUAAGGAGGAAUUGAGAGAAAGUCAUCUAGGUGAUGAUUACUUUGCUGAAAUAACCAGAGAGAGACUACCAAUCAGAGGGAUGGAUAUAUCUGAUACAAUUGACUUCCAGGAUUUAGAGAAUGGCGAUGAUGAACUCAUGAAAAGUCAGAGCCGCAUGAGUGUUACAAGUUCCCAAGAUAAACUCACCGACUUGGAAAGCCAAAGAAAUGUGGGAAUGGUUGAGGACUCUCAGAAAAUUCACAAGAAAGCAAUCUCGGAUGAGAAUGUGAGACAACUUGAUAGAUCAUCAAGAAGUGGAGAGCUAUUGAAACUAAGUCAUGAUUUUGCAAGUAUUAGGAAUGCUGACAUUUAUCCUAAAGUAGAAGACUGUGGCCAGGGUAUUAACAGACUGCAGCAAAAACAUAAGCUGUCAGCUGCUCCUGAUAGAAAAAACCUUCCACUCAACGAAAACAUAGCUCCAUUAAAGUCGCAAAGUAUUCCGGUUGUAUCAAAGAAUAGGAGAUCAAGAGACAAUGUAGAAAGUUCGAAGUCACAUACUCAACUUGUUCCCCAAGUUGCUUUUCCUCAAAAUGAUUUCAGCAAAGAGAAGAUAUCUAGGGACUUUGUGUACAGUCCCCCCAGAAGGAAAGAUAGUGGACAAGGUCAAAUGGUUGAACCAAGAAGCCAUUCUAUUCCUGAUGGAGAAUCUACAGAAGUAGAACCUAUUGUAGCAAGGACACCAGCAGCCACUGGACAAAAUCUUGAAGAUCAAAUGCAAAUGUUGUCUGUAAGUCAACAAAAGUCAAAGAGUACUUCACCAAGAGAGCUUGAAAAGAAGACUUCACCAAAGGGUGUACCGGUAAGUGAUGAAAGUAAUCAUUCGAUUCAGAGAAGUUCAAUUUAUGGCUCAUCCUGCAGACCAAAAGAAUCUUUAAGACAGAGAAGGAAAAUUGAUGGUGCUUCCUCUGGAAAAAUUGUUCCUUCCAAGACAUCCUCAAGGGAUGAUGAAGUUUUCAAGAGACCCGAUGUUCCUGUAGUUCCACAAGGCAGUAGAAGUGUAUCUGCCAGCAUUCACGAAACACUGAUCAACAAGGGUCUCCGACUUCCUGAAGGGUUUGUGGAUAUGGAAGACGGAAGGGAAGUGAACGUUUCCCGCUUUUCUAUUGACAGCCAGGCUGAUAUCAUUUGUGGAAAGCAUAGAAUUGUACAAACGCCACGUGAAAGAAGAACAAAUAAUGCUCCAAGUCGUCAGAGGAUGGAAGGUGUUCCUCCUGGAGAAGGGAAGGAUGUUGAUGCUGAGGUUGAUUCUGGAUUCAGUAGUGAACAACCUCAUAGAUUACCAAAUCUUGGAAAUGCACCUCAACUCACUGUAUCAAAUGUUGCUCAUGUGCAAGAAAUGUGGAAGGGGUCACAGGAAUUACCUGUCACUUUUGAUGAUAUUGAAGGAAGUCAUAACUUCUCAGCAAUAAAAACUGAAAUUUCUCCAGUUGCUUCUCCAAUGCAAUCACCUCGGCAAUCCCCAGUUGGACCAUCAAAACAAAACACAUCAGCAGAAUCAGAUGCUGAAAAGACUCUCCUUGUCCAUUCUACCAAUAGAACAUUAGUGGCGGAAACCCCUGAGUUGAUCAGCCCAAGAAGUAGUGGAUCUUCACGUAGUCAUAGCAUUGCUAGCAGUAUGAACAGGAGUGCAUCCUCAGGCAGUGACCGUUCCUGUUCAACUCCAAAGCGCAUUUCAAAACAAGAAAGUGACGAUACUAAGAAGGGUCUUGAAAACCCUCCAAACUAUGCUGGUACCCGUCAUCUUGCCCCUCCUCCCUAUCACCAGCCAUACACUAGCACAGCUUCUUCUGCUCCAUCAAUACCUGACCCAACUAGGAGGCCUGUCUUACCAUCUUACUUAGAGCAACCAACAUUCUAUACCAAUCAAGCACUUUCAGAGACAAAUUUCCUCCAGCACUAUGUAAACGACAGACCAGUAUCCAAACUGUCUUCAACAGAUAUCUCAAGCCUUCAUGAAACAUUGCAACAACCACGUUCAGCUAGUCACCUGGGAAUACCUAUGGGGACCCAACAGGCAGGACUGUACCCUUUACCAGCUACACACCUGCCAUUGAAUCUCUAUGGAGCCCCUCAUGGUUUGGUUGUAACAGGUUCUGGUGCCACAUCCAUGUACUCGGCUCCUUACACAGCAAGACUUGGGGGACAUCAGCAGCAGAGACGUGUUCGUUCCCGGUCUGUUGAGCCACAUUCCAUCAAUCCAUCACCAUGGCCUGGAUACCAUAUGCUAGAUACCCAAAACAGUGGUGCAGCAGGACUUCUUGAAACUGCUGUUCAUUCUGGACCGACGGUUCCUGUGCCUUCCUUAGGUCAUCCCAGCGGUCCCCCGGCUUCCAUAGUGUCUAAUCUGAUCGUUCCCUUUGAGCAUCGUUUCCGAGAUGUUGCUUGUAUUGGGAUUGCUGCCCAGGAUUCUAUUGAGCUCCAGAAUCCUUCAUCUCGAUGGCUUCAGUGUUUCCUGGAGGUGGUCUCUCUGUCUAUCAAUGGAGAAGAGGUGGACCAUCCCUCUCGCGUCUUCUUCAUGAAGCCUCGUAUCAUCAUCGGACCAAACACCACAGAGAAACACAAGAUCACAUUUGCACCCCGUCAGCCAGGGAUUCAUGAAGCCAAGAUACAGGUUGGAUCAAGUCCCGUGGUAGCCGAUAGCGAGGCUGGUCUUCUGAGAGUCACAGCUCCACCCAUCAUGACGUUGAGAGCUGUUGCAGAACUGCCUGAAAUAGAGGUGGAAGGUGCAGUCAAGGGAACAGUUGAUCUAGGAGAAAUUGUGUUUGGUAUGGAGAGAUCUAAGACUGUUCAUUUGAUCAACAGAGGGCGCUCUUCACUUCCAGUCAGACUCUUCUUUGUUAACAAGAUGGUUGCCAUGUGGUAUACAGCAACAAUCACUGCUGAGAAUGGACAAGAUCUGUGCACCUCUGCUGCUCCAGCUAGACCCCUACAUCUCACGUUACCAGGUCAUUCUACUACAACCAUCGACGGUGAAGUAAUGCAGCCACCAUCAAGUAUUACAGUCAAGCUAACAACUCAACGGAGUGAACCUCAUCUCAAAGCAGCUUCUCAUGGACCUCCUGAGAACAUUCAUCUUUGUCUCAAGGUUGAACUUGAUGUACCGGAACGAACCGUUUCAUUGGCUGAAGUUGACCUUUGUGCCAGAGUGGGUGUGGCCAAGCUCCAUCUUCCAGACUCUCUUGCCCAAGGUGCCUUCCUAUUCAAGUCAACAGUAGGUCAGACAUCCAGUAGAAACCUGCUUUUUAAGAAUGCAGGCAACAUCCGUCUUGAUAUGAGGCUGAGGAUACCAAGAGGUAUCGAUUCAUUUGAGGUGAUCCCAGAUACGUUAGUCAUAGAGCCGAGUCAGCAGAGGGAUAUCCUCGUCAGAUUCACACCCAAAGAACAGAUGGCUGUCAUUGAUGUGCCUCUGUUUAUACAAGGGAAACCCGAUGGACCAAACUACGAGGUCCAAUUACGUGGUGAGAUAGAGACUUCUCAACAGAGAGUCAAACGCAAACCACAGACUGCUCAGGUCCUAUGCAACAAGAAAUGUCUAGCAUUCGGAGGAAUCCCUCUCGGAAAAUCUCUGAUGAAGAGUGCAACCCUUCGCAAUCCCACCAAUGAGAUAGUGUCCUUGAAACUCACCAUACAGGAUAGUGAAGAUUUCCAGUUGCAAAGCUCACAUGGGAAUCUGAAGAAGUUGUCCAGCUCUUAUCAGGUUGUGAUUAAACCCAAGCAGAACCUUCCUGUCGAUGUUGUCUUCAAUCCAUCCCAGCUCUCGUCAUGCAAAGGAUCUCUCGACGUAAAACCCAUCCAUGGCUCUACAAAAUACCUGGUACCCCUCAGUGGCUAUGGCGGUGUGAGCAAUCUCGUACUGGAGGAUGCUAAUCUCAGGGGAGACACAUACUUACACGACUUUGGACCUUUGACCCCGGGCCAACAUACCGUACUCACAUUCAAAGUACGCAACACAGGGCUCAGAGCUGCCUUUGUGAAAGCACUGUGCUUUAAAGACUCGCGAGCAAAGCUGAAACUCCCAAGCAGUCAUCUGAAUGUCGAACCAAGCGAGUUUGUGAUCUCACCUAAGAUGAGCAAGACAUUGACUGUAAUCUUCAGUCCGAAGGAAGAUGACAUCCAAGAUGCCUUACAGACCCAAGAGGUGGCAGCAGUGGGAUUGUUUUAUGGUGAUGAAGUCCUUAGAAAGCUUCUUCAAAGGCUGAAACCAAGUGAAAUGACAUCGUGUCAGGCAGGACUAUCUCCUGAUAAUCCAUUGAGAGGAGUUUCAUUUGAUGUUAGGUUUCUUGGAGAAGAACACUGCAAAGAGAAGUUUGACUUGGAGCCUGGAUCCAACAUCUGGUCACUCUUCUACAUGAACAUGUCUAGAGUGUUACUCAGCUUGACCGGUAGAUUGGGGAGAAAGGAGAGGUCACCUCGUAAAGACCGAUCACCGCAUAAAGACCGAUCCCCUACUCACGCUGUGAGCAGUGUGGCUCCUCUCCCUGCUCAAGCUCAGGCUGCUGUGAAAGUGAAGAAGGAGCAAACACCCCAUGGCAUUGUUUUAGGGCAAGAUAGGUUGACCUUUGACCUUACAUCACAAGGCCAAGCAAAGAGGUUGACACUCAUGUGCAAGAACACAGGCAGAGAAGCUCAGUCGGUUGAAUUCUUGAACCCCGAGCCUCCAUUCUAUAUUCAACAUCACACCCACACCAUUAGAGCUAAGCACUAUGUCAAGGUUCCCAUCUCGUAUAAGCCAAAGUCACCAGGGAAACAUCAGAGCUUCAUGGUAAUACAUACACAGACGAGACAUAGUCUGGUCGCUGAGCUUAACGGAGAGUGUCGCUGAGUUUCAUGGUUAUACACAUGCUGAAGAGACAUAGUGUGGUAGCUGAGCUUAACAGAGAGUGUCAAUAAGUUUUAUGUUUAUACACACGCUGAAGAGACAUAGUCUGGUAUCUAAGCUUAAUGGAGAGUGUCACUGAGUUUCAUGGUUAUACAUACACAGACGAGACAUAGUCUGGUCGCUGAGCUUAAUGAAGAAUAUACCACAGAGUUGAUGGAGGUGCUUUCAUUCAUGGAAGGCUGUGUGAUCAACCUAAAUGAUCUCAAUGUAUGAUCUACCCAAAUAACAUAAUAUAGAUGUUUUUGGGAGUUUGGUGAAAAUUUAGUGAUUGACAUAGUAUACAAAGAUAUCAGGCUUUGAGAAAGUAUAGUGGGAAUCAUUGAUCUGACAUUGCCCUGGCAAUUAAUAUUUUUCCAGAGGGUUGAACUUGAAGCCUUGUCCAGAGGAUAUUA
Molecule: messenger RNA, 8200 nt
Organism: Lytechinus variegatus (green sea urchin)
Lineage: Eukaryota; Metazoa; Echinodermata; Echinoidea; Temnopleuroida; Toxopneustidae
Gene: cep192
Exons: 29
Coding region: 159-7751 (2530 amino acids)
Biological process (GO): centrosome-templated microtubule nucleation; protein localization to centrosome; centriole replication
Cellular component (GO): cytoplasm; centriole; pericentriolar material
Molecular function (GO): protein kinase binding
Source: RefSeq, a predicted model, not a curated record